Molecule: messenger RNA, 1184 nt
Organism: Ooceraea biroi (clonal raider ant)
Lineage: Eukaryota; Metazoa; Arthropoda; Insecta; Hymenoptera; Formicidae
Product: alcohol dehydrogenase [NADP(+)] B
Molecular function (GO): oxidoreductase activity
Source: RefSeq, a predicted model, not a curated record
GAAUAUGCUCCCGCAGUUUGUCGGUUAAAACCCGGGACACCCUGUAUACACGACGUAUGUAACUAGGUACCUCCCAGUGGUAACAGACCUGGAGACAUAAAAAAGUGGAUUAUGAGAUCGCUCCAUAAUUUGCAACUGAGUUAUCUGGAUCUAUACCUGGUGCAUACUCCGUUUGCGUUUGAAGAAGCUGGGGAUGAUUUGCAUCCUCGUAAUGAAAAAGGCGAAAUAAGAAUGGACGUAAACACGGAUCACUUGAAAGUAUGGUCGAUGAUGGAACAACAGGUUCAGGAGGGACGUACAAGAGCGAUCGGACUGUCCAAUUUUAACGUGACUCAAAUAAAACGUAUCUUGGCUAACGCUGAGCUGGCGAUCUCAAACUUGCAGAUUGAAUCGCACCUGUAUUUCCAGCAGAAGGAAUUGGUGAAAUUUUGCCGGGACAACAAAAUCAGCGUAACAGCGUAUUCGCCUCUGGGUACGCGUGGAUAUGUGAAGCAAGUCGGAAUGACAGAGACCAUACCUAAUAUGUUGGAAAAUCCCACCGUGUUAGAAAUGGCAAAAGCAUACAAUAAGACUCCUGCUCAAAUACUGCUCAAAUUUAUCGUCCAAAGGGGCAUAAUAGCCAUACCGAAAAGCACAAAUCCUAAGAGAAUUCAAGAGAACAUACAAUUAUUUGAUUGGGAAUUGGAAGUUAAGGAUAUGGAGAAGUUAAGAGCUCUUGACAUGGGAGAAUCAGCGCGCAUAUGUGAUUUCAGUUUCAUGAAGGGCAUUACAGAGCAUCCAGAGUUUCCUUUCUAAUGUUAUGCAUUAAUCUCUCAUCUCUCAUGUUUAUGUUAUUUUAUUGCUUCUUAUGUUAUGUAAUGUAAAAACUGUUAUCUUAUGUAGAAAAUGUUAUCACGUUAAAUUUCUACAGUAAUUAAUGUUUCAAUGCCUUUUACUCUUAUAGAGAUUUUUGAACGUGUUGAAAUAUUUUGUUGCACAUCGUGUAAACGCAUAUAUUGUACUUACUGUAUAAUAAAUAGAAGAUAUUAAUAUAACAGAUAUUAAUAAUUAAUAUCAAUAUUUAAUUCAGAAAAAUCAUGGUUAUAAAAUAAUACAAGUAAGUACCAUGUAACCGAAUUUAUAAAGUAAAUUGCAAUUGACUUCUUGUAAAAAUUACUGUUUACACUAGAUAUUAAUUUUCAAAA